AUGUCUAACCAAAGACUAUCUGUGCUUUCUCCCCUCCUGUUCUUCUGCUUCUUCAGAGAGAGUUUCUCCAUUUGUGAUGGAACAACGUGGACGAAGGUCGGAUGGGAGAUUUUCCCAGAGGAAGUGCACUACCUGAAGGUUAAGGUCCCCCCAUCCCACUGCCUACCUUAUCCUCUGGACAAGCUCUGCUGCAACUUUGCUAACAUGGACCUAUUACAGAGUUCCUUACACCUCACUUAUAUCUUAGUACAAGCUCUCUUCUUAAUCCUGUUUGUUUUAUCUGUGCAUUACCUAUGGAUGAAAUGGACAAGACACCAAAAAAAGCUGAAAAAGCAAGCCUCUCUAGAGAAACAUGCUAACGACCACGAACUGACCCCAUCCAUCUACGACAUUGAACAAAUACUCUGCAGACUACUGGCCACCACGUCAAUGAUGACCAAGUUCCUGAAGCAGGUGUCUCAUCAUUCUUCUCUUAAGAAAGCUAAGCAACAACGUAAAUUAAGGAGGAAGAAGAGUAAAGGAGGAGAGGAGCAAAAGAACACUGCUAGCCCUAAGCACCUGCAAACGUAG
Messenger RNA from Apodemus sylvaticus (European woodmouse), 570 nucleotides. It is a transcript of the gene Tex50, whose product is annotated as testis expressed 50. The record is from RefSeq and is a predicted model, not a curated record. Lineage: Eukaryota; Metazoa; Chordata; Mammalia; Rodentia; Muridae. Bases 1 to 570 code for a protein of 189 amino acids. The transcript has 2 exons.